CUUGCGCCUGCGCGGCGCGGCGCUGCGGAGACCGUUGGUUCAUUUGCAUGUCCCCGCCUCGCGCGGCGGCGGCGGCGGGUGAGGAGCCUGAGGCGGCGGCGGGGGCGGCUCCGCGCGCGGUGGUCUCGGGGGCAAAGUAACAUGGCAGCCAGACGAAUUACACAGGAGACUUUUGAUGCUGUAUUACAAGAAAAAGCCAAGCGAUAUCACAUGGAUGCCAGCAGUGAGGCUGUAAGCGAAACUCUUCAGUUUAAAGCUCAAGAUCUCUUAAGGGCAGUCCCAAGAUCCAGAGCAGAGAUGUAUGAUGAUGUCCACAGCGAUAGCAGAUACUCCCUCAGUGGAUCUGUAGCUCACUCGCGAGACGCCGGAAGAGAAGGCCUGAGAAGUGAUGUAUUUCCAGGGCCUUCCUUCAGAUCAAGCAACCCUUCCAUCAGUGAUGACAGCUACUUUCGCAAAGAAUGUGGCCGGGAUCUGGAAUUUUCUCACUCUGAUUCUCGGGACCAGGUCAUUGGCCACCGGAAAUUGGGACAUUUCCGUUCUCAGGACUGGAAAUUUGCACUCCGUGGUUCUUGGGAGCAAGACUUUGGCCAUCCAGUUUCUCAAGAGUCCUCCUCUUGGUCACAGGAGUAUAGUUUUGGUCCCUCUGCAGUUUUGGGAGACUUUGGAUCUUCCAGGCUGAUUGAGAAAGAGUGUUUGGAGAAGGAGAGUCGGGAUUAUGACGUGGACCAUCCUGGGGAGGCUGACUCUGUGCUCAGGGGCAGCAGUCAAGUCCAGGCCAGAGGCCGAGCUUUAAACAUCGUUGACCAGGAAGGUUCCCUCCUAGGAAAGGGGGAGACUCAGGGCCUGCUCACAGCUAAGGGGGGUGUUGGGAAACUUGUCACAUUGAGAAAUGUGAGCACAAAAAAAAUACCCACCAUGAAUCGUAUUACUCCCAAAACUCAGGGCACUAACCAAAUCCAGAAAACCACUCCAAGUCCUGAUGUGACCCUGGGGACAAACCCAGGGACAGAAGAUAUCCAGUUCCCCAUUCAGAAGAUCCCUCUGGGGCUGGAUCUGAAGAAUCUUCGGCUCCCCAGAAGAAAGAUGAGCUUUGACAUCGUAGAUAAGUCUGAUGUUUUUUCAAGAUUUGGGAUAGAAAUAAUCAAAUGGGCAGGAUUCCACACCAUAAAAGAUGAUAUUAAAUUUUCCCAGCUUUUCCAGACUCUCUUUGAACUUGAAACAGAAACCUGUGCUAAAAUGCUUGCCUCAUUCAAAUGUUCCUUAAAACCAGAGCACAGAGAUUUUUGCUUUUUUACUAUCAAAUUUUUAAAGCACUCUGCUUUGAAAACACCCAGAGUUGAUAAUGAGUUUUUAAACAUGCUUUUAGACAAAGGUGCUGUGAAGACCAAAAAUUGCUUUUUUGAAAUCAUAAAGCCCUUUGACAAGUACAUAAUGAGACUUCAAGACCGGCUUCUGAAGAGUGUCACACCUCUGCUUAUGGCCUGCAAUGCCUAUGAGCUGAGUGUCAAGAUGAAGACCCUCAGUAACCCCCUGGACUUGGCUCUUGCCCUAGAAACCACCAAUUCUCUCUGCCGGAAGUCUUUGGCCCUUUUGGGACAGACAUUCUCCUUGGCCUCUUCUUUCCGGCAAGAGAAAAUCUUAGAAGCUGUCGGCCUGCAAGAUAUAGCUCCAUCACCUGCUGCAUUUCCAAACUUCGAAGACUCCACUUUGUUUGGGAGAGAGUACAUAGACCACCUGAAGGCCUGGCUAGUCAGCAGCGGAUGUCCCCUCCAGGUUAAGAAAGCCGAACCAGAGCCAACGCGAGAGGAGGAGAAAAUGAUUCCUCCUACCAAACCCGAAAUUCAGGCCAAGGCUCCAAGUAGUCUGAGUGAUGCUGUCCCCCAGCGAGCAGAUCACAAAGUAGUGGGCACCAUUGACCAGCUUGUGAAACGUGUCAUCGAAGGCAGCCUGUCUCCCAAAGAGAGAACUCUUCUCAAAGAGGACCCUGCUUACUGGUUUUUGUCUGAUGAAAAUAGUCUGGAGUAUAAAUAUUACAAGCUGAAGUUGGCAGAAAUGCAGCGGAUGAGCCAGAACUUGGGAGGAGCCGACCAGAAGCCGACCUCGGCAGAAUGUGCGGUGCGGGCCAUGCUGUACGCCCGGGCUGUCCGUAACCUCAAGAAGAAACUGCUUCCGUGGCAGCGGCGGGGGCUCCUCCGUGCUCAAGGGCUCCGGGGCUGGAAGGCAAGGAGAGCGACCACUGGGACCCAGACCCUCCUAUCCUCAGGCACCAGGCUGAAACACCACGGCCGGCAGACUCCAGGCCUCUCACAGGCAAAACCAUCCCUGCCAGACAGAAAUGAUGCUGCCAACAAGGACUGCCCGCCAGACCCAGUUGGACCCUCUCCUCAGGACCCCAGCUCAGAAGCCUCAGGUCCAUCCCCCAAGCCAGCAGGAGUGGACAUCUCCGAAGCACCUCAGACCUCUUCUCCCUGCCCAUCUGCUGACAUUGACAUGAAGACAAUGGAGACUGCAGAGAAACUGGCUAGAUUUGUUGCUCAGGUGGGACCAGAGAUCGAACAAUUCAGCAUAGAAAACAGCACCGAUAACCCUGACCUGUGGUUUCUACAUGACCAAAAUAGUUCUGCUUUCAAAUUCUAUCGAAAGAAAGUGUUUGAACUAUGUCCAUCAAUUUGUUUCACAUCAUCUCCGCACAACCUUCACACUGGUGGUGGUGACACUGCGGGUUCUCAGGAGAGCCCCGUGGACCUCAUGGAAGGGGAAGGAGAGUUUGAAGAUGAGCCCCCUCCGCGGGAGGCUGAGCUGGAGAGCCCAGAGGUGAUGCCUGAGGAGGAGGAGGAGGACGAUGAGGAUGGCGGAGAGGAGGCCCCUGCUCCCGGAGGGGUGGGCAAGUCUGAGGGCAGCACCCCUGCCGAUGGCCUUCCCAGUGAGGCUGCCGAGGACGACCUGGCUGGAACACCUGCCCUGUCACAGGCCACCUCAGGUACCUGCUUCCCCCGGAAGAGGAUCAGCAGCAAGUCGUUGAAGGUUGGCAUGAUUCCAGCUCCCAAGAGAGUGUGUCUCAUCCAGGAGCCAAAAGUCCAUGAACCAGUUCGAAUUGCCUAUGACAGGCCUCGGGGUCGUCCCAUGUCCAAAAAGAAGAAACCCAAGGACUUGGACUUCGCCCAGCAGAAGCUGACCGAUAAGAACCUGGGCUUCCAGAUGCUGCAGAAGAUGGGCUGGAAGGAGGGCCAUGGCCUGGGCUCCCUCGGAAAGGGCAUCCGGGAGCCUGUCAGCGUGGGAACCCCCUCGGAAGGGGAAGGGUUGGGUGCUGACGGGCAGGAGCACAAAGAAGACACAUUUGAUGUGUUCCGGCAGAGGAUGAUGCAGAUGUACAGACACAAGCGGGCCAACAAAUAGAUCAAAACCACUGAUGAGAAAGAUAAGCCUUGAAGCAGCAAUUGCCCUUAAAACAUCAUCCCUGCCCUGGAUCGGCCUGGAGCCAGUGCCCAAGUACGGUUUGGUGUGUACAUGAAAACAAACGUCUCUGCAGUCUCUGGGGCGGAGGUUUCGCUGGCAUUUCUUUCUCUCAAAGAAAAAACAUGCACCAUUUUCAAUGUGCUUUUGCCUCUCCUCUCUGUUCACAUGCUUUUAGCAGCAAGUCCCCUCCAAAUCUGUCUUGGUUCCCCUUCAGAAGGUGGCGCUGCCCCCGAAAGGCACCUCAGCCUGUGAGUGCUGAGGAACCAGCUCCUCUGGCUGGUUUUCCAGUCGGACUGGCCAUUGCUCUCCAGAAGUGCUCUGUUAGCAAACGUGAUGUGGAAACGAUCACAGAUGGUGUUUUCUCGUUGUUCUCCAGAAUUUAUACGGGGGAGACAAAUCGGUAAUUACCAAGUCUGCGCUCGGGUACCAAAGCUCUGAAGCUCUCUGAACAGUUGCCAUACUUGAGUUGAUGAAUGUGUUAUUCAUGAUGUCUCAUCUCUUCAUUGCAUCUUGAGAGACUUAAUAAAAUUUUAGCAACAGUACAGAAUAGCUCUAUCAGGUGGGGAGUAAUCAUUAAACAGAUUAAAUCGGCCCCAGAUUUACAUGUCUCUUUAGAAUCCACAGUGUAAGCAAACUACAGUUACAAAAGGAUGGGGGUUGUAAACUCUCUGAGACUCUGCACUUUUCGCACGUGUAGCAUCGUCAAGUGCUGUCUUAUUACAGGCUUUGUAAGGAGAGGCAGGCUCCCCCUGGGGUGGGCUCUGCAGCUGCUCUAUUUCCAGGCGUGUGAUCGCUGCCACUCUACAGAUUCCCCAGCAGUCUGCUGUGUGUAACUCCACUCAGUUCUCCACUCAUUCUUCCUCGUGAAGCAGGAGCAUUAAAGUUUUAAGUAUGGGCAAAAAUCUGGAAAACUUAGGAUCCUCCUCACACCCUGGGAUUAGGGGACACAGCAGUGGCUAGGGCAUCAGCCCCAGAACUGAGUGGGAAAUGCCACUUGUAUUGGCUGUAAAGAAAUCCUGGCUUUGGGCUGGGCAUAGUGGCUCAAGCCUGUAAUCCCAGCACUUUGGGAGGCUGAGGCGGGUGGAUCACCUGAGGUCAGGAGUUUGAGACCAGCCUGGCCAACAUGGUAAAACCCCAUCUAUACUAAAAAUACAAAAAAAAAAAUUAGCCAGGCGUGGUAGCAGGCACUUGUAAUCCCAGCUACUCAGGAGGCUGAGGCAAGAUAAUCACUUGAACCUGGGAGGCGGGGGUUGCUGUGAGCUGAGAUCAUGCCACUGCACUCCAGUCUGGGCAACAGAGCAAGACUCCAUCUCAAAAAAAAAAAAAAAAAUGCUGGGCGCGGUGGCUCACGCCUGUAAUUUCAGCACUUUGGGAGGCCUAGGCAGGUGGAUCACGAGGUCAAGAGAUCAAGACCAUCCUGGCCAACAUGGUGAAACCCCAUCUCUACUGAAAAUGCAAAAAAUUAGCUGGGUGUGGUGGCAGGUGCCUGUAGUCCCAACUACUCAGGAGGCUGAGGCAAGAGAAUCACUUGAACCGGGGAGGCAGAGGUUGCAGUGAGCCGAGAUUAUGCCACUUCACUCCAGCCUGGCAGCAGAGCGAGACUCUGUCUCAAAAAAAAAAAAAAAGAAAAGAUAUCCUGGCUUUCUUUAAGCCACAGACUUCCUAGGCUGUGGUCCGAGCUCCUUGUCUGCCUGGUCCCUGUCACCUUGCAGUGCCACCACCCCCAGGGGCUCUGCUUGCUUCCAGUGGCUUCUGUAGCUUUGGCAACUGGCAGAUCUUUAUGGCAGUAGAGGUGCCAGCAUGGAGGAUGGGGCUUGGGUUUAUUACGCAACCCUCGAACAAACCAGCCUGUGGGGGCCUGGAGUAGAGCUGGUUUUGGGGAACCACAGGUGCGGGGGGUUCAUCUUCUCCUUUCUCCUUCUCCUUUCCUGACUCCUCCGACAGCUUCCAUGUUGGCCGUGGGUCAGGUGAAUGGAUGGAGCUCCGAGCGGGGCUCGGCCCGCUGGCCCGAGCGAGGCACACACACCUACAGCGUGGAUCAAGCUCGCUCUCUCCAGCAUCGCCCUGACCAUUCCAUAUGCUUUGUCCUAGCAUGUUAAUUCUUGACUUUCUCCACUUCAUUUUACUAAAAAGUUAAAUGCUUUAGGAAUUUGUGGUGUGUGGCCACUGACCACCCCCCACCUCCUGCCGCUCCUCCAAGUUUGAGCUGAGAUGGUUCUGUGAGUCCUUGGCAGGGGUCAGAGGGCACACCUCCUUGAACCUAGAAAGUCCCUACACUCUCAGAGGACGCCUCUCCUGUGGAUUCAGCGCUGGGGCAGUGAAGGUGUCGGGAGCCAGCAGAGCAUGGUGCGUGCUGCCAGCUGCCGGCCGGCCGGGAUAGAGGAGAUGCCACUGGCCCUCCGUGCCCCCAGCCCCUCCCUCUUAAUCGAGGCUGCCCUUGCUCUCUGCAGAGGCCACUCUGCAGGAUCCUCAUGUCGCGCGUGACGUGUGGUGGCACAGCCGUGUCAAAGUCACAGUGUCUUUUCUGUCGUUCUAGUUCCAGGGUCACCCCCGAGAGGACAACAGGCAUCUGGAAGUGCUCUCUCGCCCCUCUGGGUGCUUACUGUCUCUGGCUUGUUUCCAUCACUGGAAAUCACUUAGAGAAUUGUAGUGUUUUUGGUCCUUGAUAAAGCCUAGAAGACAUUUGUGAUGUUAUAAAAUGGAAGUUUUGUUUUGUUUCUGUUUUUUAAGAUCUAAGAAGUUGUGAAUGUUGUUAAUCAUUUAGCCGUUGCAAUAAAUGUAGAGGAAAUGCAGUGUG
Molecule: messenger RNA, 6253 nt
Organism: Chlorocebus sabaeus (green monkey)
Lineage: Eukaryota; Metazoa; Chordata; Mammalia; Primates; Cercopithecidae
Gene: SUGP2
Product: SURP and G-patch domain containing 2
Biological process (GO): RNA processing
Cellular component (GO): nucleoplasm
Molecular function (GO): RNA binding
Source: RefSeq, a predicted model, not a curated record